AUGGGUAAUAAGGCGUCCAAACCAGCAAGGAAACUCACAGGAUCUCUAAGUAAUGCAGGUAAAAUCAACAACCCAUCUUCCCUGCGGAUCCAGCUUCCAUCCCAGGAGCUAAAAGAUAGAUUCGAAAACUCUGGUGCAGAACUUGCGCAAGCCAAUGAGAAGAUGGCGAAAUCCAACCAUCAUACCUCAAACGAUCCCGAUAGUAACGUGGAACGUGGUACACAAGGUUCUGCCACAGUUGCAAAUGGACCUGAGGGUAAGGACGGUAUGGAUCCGCAAGCUGAUCAGAAUUACAUUAAUUUCAUCAACAAUUUGGGCCGGCAAAUCCACUCGCACUCCGAGGGCAAUAAAGGGGAAAAAGUCAACGUACGUGCUUUAAAACAACUUUUGAAUAGAAAAAACCUUCAUAAGAAGGGCCAAGAUGAAGUUCAGGCGCAGCUUGAGUCUACAUCCACUACAAGGUCGAUGGUGCAUCCACGCACAUUGACUGCCAUCAUCUACGCAUUACAUGACCCCCGUGUGUCUCAUGAUAAUGUGAUGAAGGACUACCAGCUAAGCCCCGAGUUCUUGAACAACAUGGACCGGUUUAAAGUGGCCGAAAAUAUGGUGGUCAUUGAGGACGACAUUAAGGAAGACGAGAUUGGGCCCAAGUUUGGCCAGCCAGUCUCGCGUGCCGCAUCUGAUCCCUCGCUCAUGAACGAAAACGGCGCUGUGGGCGAGUCCGUGAACAGUGACAGAAUGAAGAAGCUUCGGAGUAGAUUGGAGUAG
Messenger RNA from Metschnikowia bicuspidata var. bicuspidata NRRL YB-4993, 768 nucleotides. RefSeq lists its product as uncharacterized. The transcript has a single exon. Lineage: Eukaryota; Fungi; Ascomycota; Pichiomycetes; Serinales; Metschnikowiaceae. Bases 1 to 768 code for a protein of 255 amino acids. The record is from RefSeq and is a predicted model, not a curated record.